CUCAUUUCUCACUCUCACUCCCACUCUCAUUUCUCACUCUAACUGGCUCCAUGGCACGUGAAGCACGCCCACUGGCCAACGCCUAGCCCGUUUGUGCCAGUGAACUCUGCUCAGUGACUCUCAGCUAGGCCUCAAGCUCAAAAGCCUCCUCCCGACCUCCUCGCGCUGUCUUCCCACCCCCACCGGCGACGCCGCCCACCCGCCCACCAUGUCGUUUCACUCUUGCGAGGAGGAAGAACAGGUCCCCCUGACGGCAUAUGGAGGCCAAGACCACGCCGACGACCUCGAUCCGGUCAUGGUGCAGCUUCCAAAGGCUCGAGGGAGGCCAAGGCAUCACCGGCUCAGCCGCGCCCAUGUCGUCACCGCCAUCGUCGCUCUCAUCGCGGCUAUCGCCGGCUUCUUGUACGGCAAGUCGGCCUCCCAUCCUACCAUCUCGCCAGCUUUCUCGUCAGCAUUGACGGGCCUCACGACCCUCCCCCACUUCAAGGUCAACGAUCCAAAUGAAAUGUUCAACUAUCGCUGGUGGACCGAGGCCAAGCUGCGGUCGCUCGUCGCCUGUAUAAUCCGGGGCGACUGCGCUCCAAAUGCCGACAAGGUGCGUUUGAACCCAAACAACUCUGACGCCCAGGUCAUCAUUGUCAACACGAUCCACUGUCAGUGGGCAUUAGACGACGACUACCACGGCGGUGAGGGCAUCUGGUGCCUGGGAAUGAUUCGCUCGUGGGAGCGGCAAGGAUACACUGUCCUCCACGGAGGCGACCUCGACUGGCCCUUUGUCUACAACAUCUAUCGCCAGAUUCCAGACUUGGUCAAGGUCAUUGUCUCGGACGGGGGCAAAGACGACCGCCGGGGCAGCCAUAUCCACUAUCUCAAGUCGAACGACAGGCCCGAUGGCAUUCCUGCGUGGAAGUUCUUCCUCUUCAGCUACUACCCCACCGGCAUGACCACGGAAAUCGGACCUGCAUGGGCCGUCACUGCCGAGCCUGGUCGGGGCGGCGAGUACUCGAUCGAUAUCGACAGCCGCGGCGUCGCGUGGCUCACCACUGGUGAAGAAGCGUUGGACAUUCGGACCAAGGAGCACGCCACGCGCUACACCUUUCUGGGGUACGAGCUCGAGCCCAGCGCCGAGGAAACAACGUUUACAGAUCCCAACACCCGUCCCUAUCGCGUGUGGAUCAUGGCCAAGUAUGCAAAGUACUUUCAGCCCAACGACCAGCAAGUGUACGACCUGGCCUUUUAUGACCGAGCCUUUGAGGAGCUUUCCAAAGAGUUCCCGGGCCUCGAGUUUGUCGGCGGCUGGAAGGAUGAGCGCUCGACAGAGGACCAAGAAAAGUACCCCAUGCCGAAACACGUCAAGAAUCUCGGUGUUCUCAACGCCACACGAUUUGAAGACGAGUUUGCGCAGGCGAGGCUGAUGCUUGGCAUGGGCACCCCGACUCUGAGUCCCAGUCCGUAUCGUGCUUUGGCCAAGGCUGUUGCGUUUGGACACCCUCACAAGAUCAAGGAGGGCGGCACCGAGUGGCCAUUCAUGCAGCACGACUCGAUGGCCAAGGUGCCCGAGCCAUACGUGUACCAGAUCGAGGCAUACAACUACGACUCGUUUGUCGGGGCGAUCCGCAAGGCGCUUCAAUCGCCGCCAACCAGGCCUCUUCGCUUCCUUCGAAUGAGGAGAGAUGUAGCGGACAAGCGCCUGGUCGACUUUGUCAACGCAGACUGGCGCGGCGAGGCCGAGGUCAUUCUCAAGGCUCGCCACAACGGCCACGAGACGCAGGCGGGAGGAACCCAGCUCAAGGACUUUGUGUUGUAAUGAUAUUCAAUAGAUGCAAUGCAGAUGGGGACUUAUCGG
Vanrija pseudolonga is the source of this 1846-nucleotide messenger RNA. RefSeq lists its product as uncharacterized. The record is from RefSeq and is a predicted model, not a curated record. The transcript is spliced from 9 exons. The coding region runs from base 209 to 1807 and encodes 532 amino acids. NCBI's taxonomy places the organism in Eukaryota, Fungi, Basidiomycota, Tremellomycetes, Trichosporonales, Trichosporonaceae.